AGCGCUUCGACCAUCACUGUCCCUGGGUGGGCAACUGCGUGGGGAAGAGGAACUACCGCUACUUCUACCUCUUCAUCCUCUCGCUCUCCCUCCUCACCAUCUACAUCUUCACCUUCAACAUCGUCUACGUAGCACUGAAAUCUCUGAAGAUUGGGUUUCUGAACACAUUGAAGGAAACCCCAGGGACUGUACUGGAGGUGCUCAUCUGUUUCUUCACCCUGUGGUCGGUGGUGGGGUUAACUGGGUUCCACACCUUCCUGGUGGCACUGAACCAGACAACCAACGAAGACAUCAAGGGGUCUUGGACUGGGAAGAACCGCGUGCAGAAUCCCUACAGCCAUGGCAACAUAGUGAAGAACUGCUGUGAGGUGCUCUGCGGGCCUCUGCCCCCCAG
Merops nubicus (carmine bee-eater) is the source of this 394-nucleotide messenger RNA. It is a transcript of the gene ZDHHC9, whose product is annotated as zinc finger, DHHC-type containing 9. The transcript has 4 exons. The annotation marks the transcript as partial. The record is from RefSeq and is a predicted model, not a curated record. Gene Ontology annotation, molecular function: protein-cysteine S-palmitoyltransferase activity. Gene Ontology annotation, biological process: protein targeting to membrane; peptidyl-L-cysteine S-palmitoylation. Lineage: Eukaryota; Metazoa; Chordata; Aves; Coraciiformes; Meropidae. Gene Ontology annotation, cellular component: Golgi apparatus; endoplasmic reticulum.